Messenger RNA from Canariomyces notabilis, 830 nucleotides. RefSeq lists its product as uncharacterized. Lineage: Eukaryota; Fungi; Ascomycota; Sordariomycetes; Sordariales; Chaetomiaceae. The record is from RefSeq and is a predicted model, not a curated record. The coding region runs from base 91 to 729 and encodes 212 amino acids. The transcript has a single exon.
UUCAAGUUCAACCUCCAAAACCCACUCCAUUCACUGGUCCUACCCAACAAUGGGCGAGCCCAACCAUAAUUUCACAGACUAGGUACUAACAUGAAGUCACGCCAGCGAAUCCAAGAAGGCUACACCGCCACAGUGCGCACCACACCGCGAUUCCACCCGUACAACGAGCUUUCGCCAGCCGAGAUCGCACUGGUGGAAGCCGACCGCCUGACCCUCACCCAAAUGAGAGCGGCGUGGCACGACAACAACCAACUGGCAGCCAUGCGCAACCAAGGCCGCCAUCUCGCGGCCAUUCAACUGCUUUGGCACGUGUUUGAAUUGCGACGCACCCGGGUUGAUGUGCGAGCCUUUUCCCAGACGGUUCGGUUCUUUGUGGCCGAACGGGACCGUGCCGUGCAAAUGGAGCAGGCAGUUGAAGAACUAGAUCGGGUGCGAGUCGAGUCGUUGGAGCAGGAGUUCCAGCGUGAACGCAGGCAGGAGCAGUUCCGGCGGUACCAGCACGGACUUUUGACUGCUGCCAUGCGUAAUGGGUUCCGAGGAACGCCGGCGCAGAUGGCGCACCUGCUGCAGCAGCACCUGCAGCAGCUGCAGAAUCAGCAGGGUGGUUCCGCUGCUACAAAUACGGGUGGUAGCGGGGACACCGCUGGCAAUAACGGGGUCACAGGCGCAGAGGCGCGUCACUCGGAGAUGAUAGAGCAGCUAGAAGAGUUGCUGCACCGCCGGGGCUGAGCGGCCAUUGCCCUUUGAUUUUCUUUCAUUCUUCAUUAUCCCAGCGCAGCAUCUAACCACGGACGGGCAUUGCAUUGCAUUGCACUAUGGCGUUCGGUGUU